ACGAAGAACAGAUUCGAUGAUGAAAAAUAAAAACAAUCCUCAGUCUUUCGUACUGUUUUCAUUUCUCAUUUCAUCAUUUUUUGUAUUCUUCAGCUACGGUACUUCUUUGAUUUCUACAGAACCUUUUACCAUCUCUAGCAACAAAACCAUUGUGUCUCAUAAUGAGGUCUUCGAGCUUGGUAUCUUCAAACCUGAGUACAGUUCCCCGGAUGAGGAUCGUUGGUAUCUCGGUAUUUGGUAUAAGAAAAUCUCCGAAAGAACCUAUGUAUGGGUUGCAAACAGAGACAACCCUCUCUCCAAUCCUAUAGGAACCAUCCGCGUGUGGAAUUCCAACAUCCUUCUCUCUGACCAAUCGAAUACUGUUGUUUGGUCGACGAGUAUUACAGAGGAAAGUGAGAGAUCUCCGAUUGUGGCAGAGCUUCUCAACGAAGGAAAUCUCGUGCUGAGACAAUCCAAUAACAAAGAUGGUGGUAAUAAGGUUUUGUGGCAAAGUUUCGAUUUUCCAACAAACACUUUACUUCCAGGGAUGAAACUCGGUUGGAAGCUCAGAACGGGGCGUUAUAGUUUCCUGACCUCUUGGAAAGAUCUAACUGAUCCGUCAAGCGGCGAAUUUACUUAUCAAAUCGAAGCUGCACGUAGAACUCGAGGCUUUCCAGCAUUGUUCCUUUGGUCUGGUAGAUCCAAAGUGAAACGGGUAAGUCCAUGGGACGGCGUAGUAUCUCUUGGCGUGCCACGAAACCAACCUUUGACGUAUAUAACGUUUACGUUAACAGCGAACAAGGAAGAGGUCUCGUUUUCAUUCCAGACGUCGGAUAGUAAAUACACAUCCAGACUGACAUUGACCUCCGUACAACAGCUUAUGUGGAAUGAAACAUCCUUGAAAUGGGACCUGUUGUGGCAUUCUGUGGCUGAGGAAUGCGAUAUCUAUGGAAUUUGCGGCCCUUACAGCUACUGUGACAUAUUAAUGGCGUGUAAGUGUAUGCGAUGUUUUGAGCCCAAGGACCAGGAAGCAUGGGCCUUGGAAAACAAGGGAGAUGGGUGUGUGAGGAAAGCCCCACUGAGCUGCAGUGAUGACAAGCUUAUUGCAACACCUAUUGAAAAUAUGUCUGGAGAAAACAUAGUGGAGAAUACGGAACUUCCAUUGUUGAGUUUCGAAACCAUAUCCCGUGCCACAGAUGAUUUCUCUGUUUUUAAUAAGCUUGGAGAAGGUGGUUUCGGUGUCGUGUACAAGGGAAUACUUGACGGUCAAAAAAUUGCUGUGAAAAGACUGUCAAAUACGUCAGAUCAAGGCACUGAUGAGUUUAAGAACGAACUCAAACUGAUCACCAAGGUAGAACACCUAAACCUGGUUAAGAUUUUCGGUUAUUGCAUUAAUGGGGAGGAGAAGUUGUUAAUAUAUGACUACUUGGAGAACCGAAGCCUCGAUCUCUAUCUCUUUGACGAAACCCAAAGUGAUAAGCUAAAUUGGCCCAAGAGAUUUGAAAUUGUCAUAGGUGUUGCUCGUGGACUCUUAUAUCUUCACGAAUAUUCGGGAACUCUGAUCAUACAUAGGGACCUUAAACCAAGCAACGUCUUGCUUGAUAAAGAUAUGAUCCCGAAGAUCUCAGCGCGGAUCUUUGAAAGGGGCAAUAACAAUGUUGAGACGAAACGUGUGGUCGGAACGCGUGGCUACAUGUCUCCGGAAUACUCGGAAGAGGGGACAUACUCGGUGAAGUCAGAUGUUUACAGUUUCGGGGUAUUGGUUCUUGAGAUCUUAUCCGGUAAGAGAAACAGAGGAUUCGCCGAGGCAAACGAUGGUCUCAGUCUUCUAAGCUACGCUUGGAAGAAAUGGAGCAAGGGAGAGUGGGCAUGUGUCAUAGAUCCCAUGAUAGAUCCAUCAUCCGAUGAAGUCAAACGGUGCUUCCAAAUUGGACUACGGUGUGUUCAAGGUCGUCAAGAGGAUAGACCAGUAAUGUCUUCCGUCCUGUUGAUGCUCCUAAGCCAAACGGAGAUCAUUCCGGAGCCAAAUCCGCCAGGUUUUUAUGGUGAUCUCUGAAGCAAUGCCGAGAUCGGGGGUUUGCUUUUGACUUUUUUUUGGUACUGGUUCUCCGGUUAAUUUUAAUUGUCGGUUAAAGAUGAUGAUUUAAAUGGGAAUCGUUGAAUUUUAAUGUAAUGAGUUUAAUAAUCUGAAAGAGUAUUUUCUGAA
Molecule: messenger RNA, 2185 nt
Organism: Arabidopsis lyrata subsp. lyrata
Lineage: Eukaryota; Viridiplantae; Streptophyta; Magnoliopsida; Brassicales; Brassicaceae
Product: receptor-like serine/threonine-protein kinase SD1-8
Biological process (GO): protein phosphorylation; recognition of pollen
Molecular function (GO): ATP binding; protein kinase activity
Source: RefSeq, a predicted model, not a curated record